AUCCUAUAAACGAGAAGCCGAUAAUCAAUGAUGAGGAUGAUAAGAGGGAUUUCGAUGACUCACAACGUUGGAACUUCCAAUCUCGCUGGUUUUUCCACUUUGGUGUGCAAUCCCAGGACAGUUUCACCUUCAUUUCUUCCCAGAAGUACGUUUCCCCACACUCGCCAUUUCCACGGAUUUCAUUUCGCCAGGCCCAGGAAAACAAUUUUUCACGACAGAAGAUGGAGUUUAUCUGCGUAUGCCAGCUCUAGCUCUCUGGAGCUCCCACUACUUCCCUUCGAUGUCAAUGACGUCCUUGUUCCGUCGGAGAGUAAAACACUACAUCUAUAUGAAGCCAGGUAUCUAGCUCUACUGGAGGAGUCUUUAUUUAGGAAGAACAAACUUUUUGUGCAUUUUGUAUUGGAUCCUAUCGCUGUUAGUGACACAUCAGGAGAAUUGUCAUUUGCAGCCAGACAUGGCUGUUUGGUUUUAAUUGAGAAUGUCGAGAGAUUAGACGUGGGGGCAUUAGUCACCAUAAGAGGAAUUGGACGUGUCAAAAUUAUUGAGUUUCUGCAAGCUGAUCCUUAUUUGCGAGGUACAAUUUUACCUGUGAGGGACAAUAUUGUUGAAGAUGCAACCGGAUCAAGUACAAAGGUGAUGGAGCUCAAAGAUGCUCUUCAUAAUUUGAAUAGUUUAGAGAUCAAGCUGAAGGCUCCCAAGGAGGCAUUACUGCAGACUCAUAUUCUGAACUCACUCACUUGGGCUGAAAAGGGUAUAUUUGUGGAUAUGGAUGAAAAGUUUGUACCGUCCCUGGCCGAAAGAGUAUCCUUCACAGCAUUCCAACCCAUUUCAGGAUCAACUAAAUCUGAAUUACAAAGUUUGCAGCUAAAAAAACUCAUGGCAGUGGAUAUCAAGAAUACCAUUGAAAGGUUAAAUGAAUCUCUGGAAUUAACUAAAGCAAAUAUUUCCACAAUGGCAGCCAAACUUGCUAUACAAUCAGUUGAAAUUCGGUAGUGUGUGAAAAGGGAAACUAUGGAGUAGGCAUUCUGAUUGGUAUUAUGUGGGCCAAACAUGUAGUUAUUAAAUGUGUAAUGCUAUUUUUAACCAAACAAGUGAUAGUAGAGUAUAUAAAUAUUGGUAUAUACGAGUAAUUUUCAAUUUACCCGGAAAGCCAUGUAUAAAUAUCAUUAAAUAUUUCUAAUUUGACAGGGACCAAAUUAGAAACGUAAAAUACUAAUAAGUGACUAGUGAUUCAGCUAUCUGAGGGUUAUGGUCCUCAUUUCUUUAUAGAAGGCAUUUAAUUCACUGGA
Molecule: messenger RNA, 1289 nt
Organism: Momordica charantia (bitter melon)
Lineage: Eukaryota; Viridiplantae; Streptophyta; Magnoliopsida; Cucurbitales; Cucurbitaceae
Product: ATP-dependent protease La (LON) domain protein
Source: RefSeq, a predicted model, not a curated record